Messenger RNA from Penicillium cinerascens, 1956 nucleotides. RefSeq names its product multicopper oxidase. Lineage: Eukaryota; Fungi; Ascomycota; Eurotiomycetes; Eurotiales; Aspergillaceae. The transcript has 5 exons. The coding region runs from base 1 to 1956 and encodes 651 amino acids. The record is from RefSeq and is a predicted model, not a curated record. Gene Ontology annotation, molecular function: copper ion binding; oxidoreductase activity.
AUGGCGCCAUUGAAGACUAUUCUGGCCAUCGGGCUCGUGCCCUUGGCAUGGGCGAAAAGUGUCCACUUCGACUUGAAUCUCACUUGGCAAAAGGGAGCGCCUGAUGGCAAUGCCCGAGAAAUGAUUUUCAUGAAUGAUCAGUUCCCUGGGCCGGAACUGCGAAUUGAUCAGGGUGAUGAUGUUGAGUUUGUCGUUCACAACAACAUGCCCUUUAACACCUCCAUUCAUUUCCACGGCAUCGAGCAACAUAACACUCCGUGGUCUGAUGGUGUUCCCGGCCUGACGCAAAAGCCAAUUGAGCCCGGCCGCAGCUGGACCUACCGGUGGAAGGCUACUCAAUAUGGAACCUACUGGUACCACGCCCAUGCCCGUUCCGAAUUAGCGGACGGCCUUUAUGGUCCAAUUUGGAUCAAUCCGGGUCCCGAGACCCUUGAUCCUUUCCACCUGAUAUCGACCAAUCCCACCGACAUUGCGGCGAUGCAGAAAGCAGAGAAGAAUCCUCACCUUGUCAUGCUGUCUGAUUGGGAUCACUUGACGGCUGCGGAGUACCAAAAAGUUCAGGAGGAUUCUGGUAUCAAUAUUUUCUGCAUGGAUAGUAUUCUUAUCAACGGUCGCGGUGCUGUGUACUGUCCUGGAACUACCAACAUUUCCAGUGUAGAACUGCCCUACCUGAAGUCUGCCAUUGACAACCAGCCUUUGACGGAUAAGGGAUGUCUGCCGAACAUUUACGAAACCCAAGGUGACUUCCCUCCGACCAACGAAGCCAAAGUCCCUCAGGGUCUCAACUCUGGCUGCAAGCCCACGACCGGAUCGCACGAGAUCAUCAAAGUCAAUGCCGACCAUGGCUGGGUUAGUUUCAAGUUUAUCAGCGCUGCCGCUAUGAAGGCACUCAUGUUCUCCAUCGACGAGCACCCGAUGUAUAUCUACGAGGUGGAUGGAAGCUACAUUGAGCCACAGCUGGCUGAAAGUGUCGCUAUUUUUAAUGGAGAGCGCUAUGCGGCCAUGGUCAAGCUUGACAAGCCCUAUAAGGACUACACCAUCCGUGUCCCUGACACCCAGGGUGAUCAGGUCAUUUCUGGUUUCGCGACCAUGCGGUAUCAGGGUUCUGAUAACAUCUAUCCCUCUCAACCUUAUGUGGAUUACGGGGGCCGAAACACUUCCGCCUCAGUCAAGGCUUUGGACCAGAGAGCUAUGAAGCCCUACCCUCCGGUUACUAUCCCCAAACAUGCGGAUCAGCUUGUCAACCUGACGUUGGGCCGCUGGGGAUCUUCUUACACCUGGACUGCAUCUGGAAAUGCCCUGUACGAUGUGAUGGCAAACUGGGAUGACCCCAUUCUCUACGAUCUGGAUGCCAAAAACAACUUGGCCGACCAGGUUACCAUUCAGACCAAGAACGGCACUUGGGUCGACCUUCUUUUGCAGCUGGGUGAUAUGCCUAACACGCCCGCUAUUCAAGCCCCCCAUGUCAUGCACAAGCACUCCAACAAGGGAUUCAUUCUAGGUGUUGGACCUGGUUUCUUCCACUGGGCCAGCACCGAAGAGGCCUACGCCGAACGCCCCGAUCUAUUCCAGUUGGACAACCCUCAAAUGCGUGAUACCUUUGUUACAAUUGGCCCCACGGGUCCUACCUGGAUGAUUGUGCGAUAUCAGGUAGUGAACCCUGGCCCAUUCCUUUUCCACUGUCACAUUGAGACGCACCUUUCCAAUGGCAUGGCGGUUGCACUCCUUGACGGCGUCGAUGUAUGGCCUCAGGUGCCUGCCGGUGAGGACCAAAGUCCAGGCGCUGAUCAAGGACAGCCCCCUCACAGCAGCAUCCCUAAGCCUCAGUCCACAUCCACACCCACCUCUUCCUCGACGCCAUUGUAUACGCGGAGACCUCCGCCCAAGGCAACCCCUACAGAUGAUAAGGUGGAGCCUUACGGAGGCUCUUGGCAUGAGCCUCAACACCAUCAUUGA